This is a messenger RNA of Colletotrichum siamense, 1215 nucleotides long. It is a transcript of the gene SCS7, whose product is annotated as Ceramide very long chain fatty acid hydroxylase SCS7. Gene Ontology annotation, biological process: fatty acid metabolic process; lipid biosynthetic process. Gene Ontology annotation, molecular function: iron ion binding; fatty acid 2-hydroxylase activity. The transcript has 2 exons. Lineage: Eukaryota; Fungi; Ascomycota; Sordariomycetes; Glomerellales; Glomerellaceae. The record is from RefSeq and is a predicted model, not a curated record. The coding region runs from base 1 to 1215 and encodes 404 amino acids. Gene Ontology annotation, cellular component: endoplasmic reticulum; membrane.
AUGCCGUCGAGAACUCUCCCUACCUUCACCCGCGCCGAGGUCGAGGCACAUAAUUCGAAGAAGUCCUGUUAUGUUACGAUUGGCAAAAAUGUCUACGACGUAACCGACUUCGCCCAGGACCAUCCCGGUGGCGCCGACCUCGUCUUCGACUACGGCGGCAAGGACAUCGAAUCCAUCCUGCGCGAUCCGACAUCCCACCCCCACUCCGAGGCUGCGUACGAAGUUCUCGACGACUCCUUGGUUGGAUUCGUCAUUUCUCAAAAGUCAAUCAAUGGGACGGCCAACAAGCCCAACGGGAAAGCGAAUGGACAUGUGAACGGGAAUGCGAACGGCAAUGGCAACAGCGCUGCCAAGACCCAGGAGCAUGAGGACGAGCCAAAGAUGAAUGAGAAUGGCGAGCUCUGGGAUGGUGAGCGAUGGGUUCAUCCUCGCACUGGCAUGGCUAGCGAGGAGGAUUUGAGCAAGGAGACGGAUUACACCAAUGACUACAAGAAACACAAGUUCCUCGACUUGAGCCGCCCACUGUUCCCUCAGAUCUGGUACGGGGGCUUCAGCAAGGAGUUCUACCUUGAUCAGGUUCAUCGCCCUCGCCAUUACAAGGGCGGCGAGUCUGCACCACUAUUUGGAAACUUUCUCGAGCCCCUUUCCAAGACGCCUUGGUGGGUUGUGCCUGUGGCGUGGCUCCCCCCAGUUGCAUACGGUACCUAUUUGGCUAGAGAGGGCAUGGACAGCACCUUCCAGGAGGUCUGCUAUUGGGGGCUCGGCUUCUUUCUCUGGAGCUUGAUCGAGUACAUCUUGCACCGCUUCCUCUUCCACCUUGACAAGUGGCUUCCGGACAACCGAGUUGGCAUUACCAUGCAUUUCCUCCUCCACGGCAUCCAUCAUUACCUGCCUAUGGACAAGUAUCGCCUCGUCAUGCCUCCUACACUUUUUGUUGUUCUCGCCACGCCGUUCUACAAGCUGGCUCAUUGGGUUUUUUCGUACAGCUGGCACGCCGCUACCGCUGUUUAUUGCGGAGGCAUCUUUGGUUACAUCUGCUACGACUUGACGCACUACUUCCUUCACCACCAGAACUUGCCGCUCUGGUACAAGGAAUUGAAGAAGUACCACCUUCAGCACCACUUCCUUGACUAUGAGCUUGGCUUUGGCGUCACCAGCCGGUUCUGGGAUAGCAUUUUCGGCACCGAACUGCCUCCCAUUGUCAAGACGCAAUAA